UCGGAAGCCGCCGCCAUCUUGGCUGAAUCCAGUCCGAGUCGCCGCUGAGCCCGAGGCUUGAAGGCGUCGAGUUCAGGUCGCUGCCGCCAGAAUGGCUACCGCUCCGUACAACUACUCCUACAUCUUCAAAUAUAUAAUUAUUGGGGACAUGGGUGUAGGGAAGUCAUGUUUGCUUCAUCAAUUUACAGAAAAGAAAUUUAUGGCUGAUUGUCCCCAUACAAUUGGGGUAGAGUUUGGAACCAGAAUAAUUGAAGUUAGCGGUCAGAAGAUCAAACUUCAGAUCUGGGACACGGCUGGCCAGGAGAGGUUUCGGGCGGUCACACGCAGCUACUACAGAGGAGCCGCUGGAGCUCUAAUGGUUUACGAUAUCACCAGGAGAAGUACUUACAACCAUCUUAGCAGCUGGUUGACAGAUGCAAGAAAUUUAACUAAUCCAAAUACCGUGAUUAUUCUUAUAGGAAAUAAGGCAGAUCUUGAAGCUCAGCGAGAUGUAACGUACGAAGAGGCCAAGCAGUUUGCUGAAGAAAACGGUCUCCUAUUCCUUGAAGCCAGUGCAAAAACGGGCGAGAAUGUUGAGGACGCAUUCCUGGAAGCUGCCAAGAAGAUCUACCAGAACAUCCAAGAUGGCAGCCUCGACCUGAACGCUGCUGAGUCGGGAGUACAGCACAAGCCUUCGGCUCCUCAGGGCGGCCGAUUAACCAGCGAGCCGCAGCCUCAGAGAGACGGCUGUGGCUGCUAGUGGCCUUCCGCAAGCCAGUACGUCUCCCGACCUUUCACACCUUUCUCUUUGUCUGUCCAAGCAGUAUUUCUAGCUGCGUCCCUCAUCCGCUGAUAAUCUGACGGGAUAUAUGCUGCUGUGACAACAGUUUAACACGAUAAAAUGGCUCUUCGCUAAAAAAAAAACCCACACAUACCGUAGAUAUUGGAUUACAAGGAAAAUGAGUAGAGUAAUAAACCUCUCUUGCAUGGAAUCUAGAAUUGAAAUAUUUUCUUACUCAUGGUACUUGUGGUAGUUCCUCAUCAUUCGCUCUCGUCUGUGAUCUGAAUUCUGUGAUCUCGUAUCGGCUAAAUACUCAGGCCGGCAUUUCUUAAUUCCAUUUUUCCCCUCUUUCCCCCCCGCCCUCUCAUAGGGCCUGUUAUAGACCUAAACCUUCCAGUUCAAACAACCAUCUGUUCUGCCAUAAACUGUUGUCCACAUUGUUCAAAGUUACUGAUCGGUUCUGUGACGGACACCGAGGCUUGGUACCAGAUUGGGUGUCCGCCAGCCACAUCGAGUGAGCUUGUUGCUGUUCGUGAGUUCACCCCUAGUUACAUGUUUUCCCCGGGGCUCUAAUUCCAGCUUCUGUCUUAACCUUGUAAAUGAUAACCCAUCUCUCCCUCUUUUCAAGAUACAAAGAAGGCUUUAUUAGUGUGCUUUUUUGUCAUUUUAUUCUUUACAUUUACUAACAAACAAUACGUAAAUAUGUAUAAAAUUUGAAGGAAACUGAGCUAACAUUUAAAUACAUCUGUGUGUAUAUGAUUUUAAUGAAGAAACCAAUUGAUUUACUGGCACCUGCUAGAAAAGUACCAGUUUGUACAGUACAAUCUGUAAGUGACCAUGUUGCCCCUUUAAGCACAGAAUAAUCACAUUUUAAAUAAAAAAAAGCAAAACAAGCAGUACUUUAACACUAGUUAAGUUUCGUAUUCUCUUGUCUUGUUCCAUCAUUGCACUGUGGAGACUCUGCCGCUAACCCUGUUAUUGUGCAAUCGAAUGUGUAAUGUUCUCUGUAGAUGUCUUGCGUUUAUGGCUGUAUUUAAAUGCCUUAUAUUGUUUAAAAAGAAACUGGGUGAAUUAAUGCACAUGUAUGUGCUUUUAUACUCACAUUUAGGUGCAAUUGUCCUUUCAUGAACUGGAAAGAAUUCCAUUAAAAGAAUAGAUUGGGGGGGUUAUUUUUAAACUUUAUUUUGCUUUUUUUUGCAUUAAACACUUGGUGGAAUUACAAAAUGGAUAUUGACCUUUUUUUUUAUUAUUUCAGGGGAUAAACAUUUAAAAUACAAAUGGUGAUUAAGUUUGCCUUUGGUGGCAUAAUUGUGGUCGAAAAUACUGCUGAAUGCAUCUUCAGUUGUGUAAAAUGGGUCUACUGUUUAAGCAUUGCAUCGAAUGUCAGGGAAGGAAGAAUACUCUAUUUUUCCCCUAUAUGUCUGAUACACGAGCAGUCAAAUCCUCGCACUUGUGUAGAGAAAACAAAACACCUUAGGGUCCUUGUACAGAAACGUGGGAAUCUGCAAUCUAUUGGAAACUUGUCAAUUUGUGCACUGUCCCUAGUUUGUAGUGUUUUAAGUUUCAGAAUGUGAACUUUUUGUUGAGCUUGUGGGAUAAUUGUUGAGAGGAAAAAAGGAAGUGGUCAGGAUUUUCUUGUCUUUGCUUAAAAUGAUGAGCCUUUGCUUCAGUGAAGUGUUAACCAGGGACCACAGCCUCGCAUCCAGCGUGCAGGGAAUGGGGUGAGGGUGAUUCAAUCUGAUUCUGCUAAAGUUUGCUUUAGUUAAUUGGUGGUAUGAGAUCUUAAUUACUCCUGAACAGCUUUACAGUAGGUCUUGUUGUUUAUAUAUCUGUGUCUGAAAAAAGAAUUACUUUGAACUGCUGUACCUUUCAUUUGAUGGAACAAAAUGCUAUUAAUCUGAAUUUGUAAAUAAAGUACCUGUAUCUA
Messenger RNA from Callorhinchus milii (elephant shark), 2687 nucleotides. Its product is annotated as ras-related protein Rab-14. Gene Ontology annotation, molecular function: GTPase activity; GTP binding. Gene Ontology annotation, biological process: phagosome maturation; defense response to bacterium; endocytic recycling. The transcript has 8 exons. The record is from RefSeq and is a predicted model, not a curated record. Bases 92 to 739 code for a protein of 215 amino acids. Lineage: Eukaryota; Metazoa; Chordata; Chondrichthyes; Chimaeriformes; Callorhinchidae. Gene Ontology annotation, cellular component: trans-Golgi network; Golgi apparatus; recycling endosome.